GUCGUCGCUUUGGGUGUCGAAAUCCAAUUCUAUAUCACAAUUCAUUUGGAUUAAUCAAAGCAACCAGUGCUGUGAAUGAUCAAUAAUUAAUUAUUAAUCGUUUUCCGAUUGAUUCCGAGUCAUUAGGAAGUGAAAAUCCGAUUUGCAAAGUGGAAACAGGGCCCGUCCCGUUAGUGCGAAGAAAAAGAAGUGUAUACCCAGUGAUGUGUAAAGCAAAGCCAAAGGUUUCUUAGGCGGUCCAGCGGUGUGGUGUGCGUGCGAUCCGAAACUCACCUGUCAACUUUCUACAACACAACAACAACACCGUGAGACCGUGAGAAGAGCCGCUGGCUGGCUGGCUGGCGUGAAAGCUUUUUCGGGGGCUAUUGCUACUGGUGUGAUUGGUGCACCAACCACAUAGAGCUCUAAUCAUCAUCGGAUCGCAACAAAAUAAUGAAAGUCCCGAACUGCGGCUGCUGCUGCUGCUGGUGGUGGUGUUAAAAACCCAUCCGAGCACGACGCGGCUUCCCGCCUCAAUGCCAGUCAUCGGGACGCCACCGCUGCUGCUGCUGUUGCUGGCUGGCUGAUGCAGCACGUUUGGCGGCGCGACGUUUGGCACUUCAUUAAUACCGCGACCGCGAGUGAGCGCGCCGGCCGUUCGCUGCUGCCCGAGACGGAGACGGACGACGCACGCAAUCAGUGAAAGAGAUAUGUCUAGGGAAAAACAACAAUACUGUCGAGCAGAGUUUACGAGUACACCGAAGGCCAGUGAAAAAGUGAGAAAAAGCAGAAUAAAAGCCGCCGGCGAGUGAAGUGAAGUGAGGGAAAGGUUUUCAGAUUGCACCAGCAGUCAGUGUGUGAUCGUGUGUUGGUUGAUAGCUGAAAAUUUUUGAGUGAACUCAAAUCAAAACAAAUAGUGUUAAUGCAAUCUGCUGACUGAUGAGAGCGGCUUAGGAGGGGGAUUAUUAUGAACAGUUUACAACAACCUUAGUAUCGGACAGUAGCUUGCUAGAAAAUGCACGAUCUAUUCACAACGGUUUUAUCGAAGCGAGAUCUCUCGCGAGCUGGCGAACUGUUUUCGGUCGCCGAUUACGAGAUUGUUAACGAUUUGAGUGAUGUGCUCGAGGAAAUUUCAUCCAUCAUUAGCCACGAAGACUACCUCCAAAAUAGCAACGAUCAAUCGGUGAUCGAAAUUUGCAUCAAUCGAGUCACGUCAUGCAUCAAAAAGACAAACACCAUCGAGAAGCACUGCGCUGGUUUGGUUAGUUUGCUAGAAACCUGCCUAAAGUAUAAUCUGAAGCCAUCCAGCAAGGAGUCGGAUCCGCCUCAUGCGAAAAUUUCGUCCGAUAUUAUCUCAAGCAUUUUUCUGAACUACAACAAAAAACAUGUUAUGGAAGUAACACUGCCAGUAGCGGUAAAGUUCCUGAACAAAGGCAACCUGGAAUUGUCCCGAAACUUGGCCAGUUAUUUGUCGUCGGCGGCGAUCGAGUACUCCUACCUACUAUCGCCCCACGUUGAGCUGAUCCUGGAGUCGCUUCUCGGCGGAAACUACGGUUUGUGUCACGUCCUAUCGCAAAUAUAUGAAGCUGCCUCCGAACCGAUCAACGCCGAGGCGGAACGGUUCGUCGAAAUCAUUCCAAAAUGCGAGCAUCAAGAACAAAUAGUUAUCCUUCAGCUGCUGGUGGCGAUUGCCAAAAAUAAACCGUCCUCUCUGCUAGACUGCAUUCCUAAACUUUUCGAUUUGGCACAGAAAUCUUCCAUUUCGACGGCUGUAAUGUUAGUGAUCCUUAAAUUAGCGGAAUUUAGACCGAUCAAAAUGAGUGAGUACACCGAAGCGGUGAAAAGCACGGCUCAAGCGGUACCGCAGACGGUUGGUUUCGCAGCGCAAAUUCUGUCGGCCAUCGGAAAGUCCAGCAAAGAUCGAGCGCAGGUCGCUCUAGAUUUUGUCCUCGAAUAUCUCCCGAAAGCAGAUCGUCCCCUGCAGACGACCCUACUGAAUGAGGCAACGAAACUUUGCACCAAAUACCCGGUUCUAUUCACCGACAAGGUUACAUCCGUUGUCCGGCAACGGCAGUUGAACAACAGCAAUCAGGUUAAACAGACCCCAGCCGGAGUGACGAUAGUGAAUCUAAAUUCCUCGGCCACCCUACCGGUUGCGGCACCAGCUGCCGCAUCCAUAACGACAACUCCCCCGGUAACGGUCGACACUCGUCCGAUAUUUUCGAAAACACCAAACGUGGCAGUGAUUAGUAAUGGAAAUGCCGGCCCGGUAACAACCAGCACCAGCACCAGCGCCAGUCUUGUGUCGACUACCGUCAUCAACACCUCGAAUGGAACGACAACAACGUCGACCAUUCAUCCCGCGCUGCUGACAAACUUCAUGAACUCCGCCAACGGGACGCUGGCGGUGAACGGAGGUCAGGCUGCAGCAGUGGUGUCUCCAACUCCUCCGCACACCGGGUACACCCGUCGAGCGAAAUUGGGUGACUCGCGCAGUACCGGCCGGUUGCACUCCGGUGGGGGCGGUAACAAAAGCAUGACUAGACUGAACAUUGCCGGUGGGUCUGUGGGCGGUUUGCACAAAUCGAUGACGAGGUUGAGCUCGUCGCAGCUGAUCGGCCAAUAUAACGGUGAUAUGGUCGCACUAGAUGAAACCGGUAAGCCUCUGCAGGGUGCUGCGAGUGGAGCUAGCGGCGCAGCCGGCGUCAGCGGAGGCGGCGGCAUCGACGGAAGCAGUGCCGGCGGUGGCUCCAACUCAAACAGUAACAUACUAAACAGUCAUUCCAGUGGAAACGUAGCAAUAGCAUUUGCCAACAAGAACAAUAGCGUGCAAAAUUUUUCAUCCCCAAUCCCGCCACCACUGAGCCAACAUGUGACGAUAACGGGUGAAAACAAGUGGGGAAUUCCUCAGACGAAAAUCACCUCCGGUGGGGUGACGGUGACUACAUCCCCAACACGUGGUCAGCGACCAUAUUCGCAGGGUCCCAGCACACUGAUGGGAUCGACCGGAGCGCUUGGGAAGAAUUCGCUCGGUGGUCUUAACCAAUCCACCGGUUCGAUCGGAAUGGUUCAAGUACAUCACGCUUCCCCGGCGUCACCAACCUUGUUCAACAAUCAUUCCCAGCAAACAUCACCUCAGCUAACAACGCUUUCGCUGAAUUCGAACGACGACGCCAACAACCAGGUCAGCGUUUCCGGACCUGCUACGGUAACGACUCGAAGAAACGACAAUCGCAGUGUAACACUGCUAAAUGCCAGCAGCGUUAAUCAGCGGAUGAGCGUCUUCGAACCCUACCCAAUGCGGGAUACAAUACAGCAUUUCUGUGAAAAACAUUUGGACAAAAUCAAGGCCUUCACCGAAAGUGUCGCUCAACGAAUUCCUCCGCCGGCUAAGUGCAUCAUCGAGGAACGGCGGGCAAAGAAAAUGGCCAAGCUGCACUUUGCCUGUCAGGUGCGGGGUCCACACUGUCUCUACUCACGAACUAUGUUCACAAUGAGAACACGCAAUCCUCGUACGUGGAUCCAUCUGAUGUUCCUUGAUCUGCAGGCGAGGGCUCCCCAGAAUGCGCUCAGCAGCUGGGACCCAAGCGUCAGCCGGUUGAAACAUUGCUGGGAUACGUUGAAAUGUGAGAACAAAACCUUCAUCACCUUGGUUACCAGUGCGUUUCCGAACGUGAAAGAGCAGGAGACGUUGAUAAGUGAAUUGCGAAACGCCGGAUUUUUCGAUGUGUUCGAACUGGGAGCGACCAGUACGCCGGAAGGGGCUAGCAGUGAGGAUUUACAAUUUCAGUGGGGCUGCUUCCUGUGCAAUCACCCGGAAAAGGCGAUGGGAUUUCUGCACGGUAACAAUCAACCCGUCAUCGAAGGUCAACUGAAAGAGAAGAAAGGUAAAUGGCGUCUGUUCCGGCGGUGGAGAACACGCUACUUCACACUGUCGGGAGCGCAUUUGUCGUGCAAAGGAUCGGCCGGAGGCGAAAGCAUUGAUGUUAAUCAAAUUCGCUCCGUCAAGGUAUCCCGUGGGGCGAGGAAUAUACCGAAAGCUUUCGAAAUCUUCACCGGAGACCAGACGCUUAUCCUGAAGCCGAAAGAUGGCAACAAAGCGGAGGAGUGGGUCCAAUGCUUGAGUAUUGUGCUGGCACAUUCGCAGGCCCGUGAUAGUCCUACCACUCGAACUAAUAGCCUUCCUGCUCGCAGCCUUGGAAACAGUCGGACUGUAUUUUAAACAUAUCACACAGAGUAUCACACGCAUCAGUGCUUGAGAAAGGCCAACAAUUUGAAAGACUUAAAAAGUAAUCGUGUACUUAACUUACCUACUUAUAAGCAAACAUUUCCUUCCAUUAUCACUUAUUACGCUAGCAGUUAUAUUCUCUGCUACAGAGUAAACUUAGCAUUAAACUAGACACUAAAGAGAUACUUAAUAUAUCGUAACAGGACAAUCGUAACAUAAACGAUAGAGUAAGCGAAAAACAUUUUAAAACUAACAAACAAUCGAACGCGGUACCAAUCGAUAUGCCAAUUCGUUCAACAUACCAAGCAAAUUAUGUGUCAAUUUUAAAUUGAUUUCAACAAGAGAUAACAACAACAUAUCAAUGAAACAAACUAAAACUAUUUCAUACUUCCAGCAAUAAAAUUAAGCUUCACCCUGUAUACUCCAUUAAAAUAAGGAAGACUACUUAUUUGUUGCCUAUUUUUACCAACCGCUAUGCUCGGAUUUCGCGCUUCCGCCCCCUUCCAUCUAUUGACUAGUUCUUAAGUAAGUGAACACGGAAAAUACACACACACACACACACUGAGAGAAAAGUUUGUUAAGUUUUUACUCUUGUCUAUCCGUAUUGGAAGCUGAACAGCAGCCAGUCAACAGGACCGGUGCAGUACUUAGAAACUUAACUGAACGGAAAAGUGCUGUUUAGCAAUUUAUUUAUUGAGAGAAAAAGUGAGAAUAUA
Molecule: messenger RNA, 4923 nt
Organism: Sabethes cyaneus
Lineage: Eukaryota; Metazoa; Arthropoda; Insecta; Diptera; Culicidae
Gene: melt
Product: protein melted
Exons: 9
Coding region: 995-4201 (1068 amino acids)
Biological process (GO): regulation of signal transduction
Cellular component (GO): plasma membrane
Molecular function (GO): phosphatidylinositol-5-phosphate binding
Source: RefSeq, a predicted model, not a curated record